GCACCGUAACACGUCAGAGCUCGGGUGGCGGCCUGCUGCGUGGAAUAAGUGCCUAUCCAGACCGAAAACCAGUCCACGGGUCCGCGGACCAACCUUGGAACCUCCAUAUCUCGUAUUGCUCUGUUGCAGGUGGCAAAUUUCUCAUGGGACACAGCGACCUAGGUAUGCCAGCGAGUUUGUAAUGGACUGGGUAAAGGACUAUGCGGUCGUGGGUGAGGGCGACGUGGAUCGAGUGUUUCGCUUCGAUCCUCAACUCACAACAGUGGUGCGGCUACUCAAUUGCGACGAGACACCCAUCAUUAGCUCGCUCGGAAAGGAAGACUGGAAUACCUGGAUGCACGAUGUGAGUGACUGAAAGCCACAGAAAUUAUUAUUCUUGCAGUGGGGGAUGGAAAAGGUGGUUAUAUCAAGUCCACUUACGUUGCGUGUAGGAAAUACCACCGCUUGACGGGGACCUUUCUGGCUUGAUUCUAGUGUAUGCUCUCCCAACCUAAGGUGGCCACAGGGUGCAUUGUGGAAAACAUGAAUGAGUAUUGAAACUUCUACAGCCUGGAUCGGCGGCCGGAAAGUAAUAUUCAAAGCCUUCCCAGAGAAAGCAAAGUAGGCGCGGAUGAAUGGCUACGACAUUUAGACCGGCAGAUCCAAAGUGCUGGACCGGCUUCAUCCAUGAUAUCAGAUGUCACUGGAAGUAAUGAUCUCAGAGAGCUAUCAUUUUCGAGAAAUGUCUUUCUUGACCUCGCCAGAAAGAUGUGUAUUCACAAUUCGAUCCUACGAACCGUCAGCAGGGCAGACAUGCCAGCAUUCUUCAACGCUGAAGUAGAGAUGGAACUCGGAAUCGGAAACGAGACACCGGGCUAUGUAUAUAAUUGCCGAUCCUCAAACACGUGGCCUAUGGACCUGGCCCUUGCUGCUACUCAUUUCCCUAGCUGUAAUCUGACCUUUGCCAUGGUUUUCGGCUGCUCACUUUCCGUGGAGCGGACGAUAAUCAAGCGUCUGAAGGGUGCCAUAUUGGAGGCCAGCCACCCCCUACUCAUGCCUGGUAUAUUCGUUGAGCUGGAGAGAACCCGGCAUCUCGAAAUAAUCGAACAGUCGGUCGGCGCCAUAGAGAAACGUAUUACUACCUUGGCGUACACCUCUCAGCAGAUGGAAGCAAUGGCAUCUUCACAAAGGGACAAAGACAACCACGAAAAGAGAGACCAGUGGCUGGAUACAACAUACCUGCGCAAUAGUCUGACGAGCUGGAAUGAGCAGCUUCGAACAAUGGAAGCUCAUUUAAACGAGCUUAUUGAUGGGCAGUUCCCACACCGCAAUGGUGUUCAUCCGUCAACGAGAGCCCGCCGAAAGGGGAAACAGGCAGAGGUGGACACGGACAGGUUACGAAUGGAACGCAUCAGCAUCAAGAUCAGGAACAGGGUUUCCGAAAUAAUCAAAGAGUACGACGACAAAAUUAGAGACUGUACUAUGAGGGUUGACGGCAUGGCAAUGGCAACGCAAUGGGCACAAGGUGAAACCAACGUCGACAUAGCACUUGCCACAAGCAAGGAUUCUCGACACAUGAGAUCCAUCGCACUGGUCACAAUGAUAUUCCUUCCGGGUACAUUUUUCGCGCACCUCUACGAAGUAAUGUGCAGCAAUGGUGUGAAGAAGAACAAAAUCCCAAGUCCUGCAUGCCAAUUAUCACACAACUACCAAGGCCCACCAACAUUCUGGUCCGACUCUCGGCAUGCGUGCCGCUCAAUCUCACCUACACAACACGUUCUACGAGCAUCGCCUGGACCCGUCAUGGAGCAAGCCUUACCCGGUAGAAUCACCUUGCAUGUUGCCAGCAUUGGCGAUGAUCCGUCUCACCUAGAAUUUCGUGACACGUCCUUCUUCAAACCCGCCAACUCGACUCUGCCCUCGCCUGCCGACGUUUUGCAACACUACGAGAAAGGUCCCAAAAAUGCCUAUGGUAUCGCAAUCUUUCGGGAGCUUGGUCUUGUUGUCAAGUUCGGGCAACCCUGCGAUUGUCAUUUAGACAAUGCUCUCACCAUGCGGGCCCUGUGGCAAGCAUUUCCUGACCGCGAAAUUCCAGUUCCUGAGGUGUUUGGAUGGGCUUCGGAGAACGACAAGAACUUUAUCUAUAUGAGUCUAGUCCCAGGCAGAACUCUAUAUGAAGCAUGGCCUAGUCUCUCGCCAUCAGAGAAAGAGUCGAUAUGUAAGGAACUCGGUUCAAUGCAAGGUUGCCUUCGGCGGCUGACACCUGAAUCUGAAGAGGUUUUUAUUGGAUCCAUUACCCGUGGUGAAGUUCGAGACCGCUUUGCCCGUGACGACAGGCUCAAUGGGAGACCAGGUCCAUUCGCCACCAUUAAAGACUUCAACGACUGGGUCAAACUGGCGGCACUUCCACAUCUGCCCGCCUCAGAAAGAGACCACGAGGACCCCUACCGAGAGUUUCUACCGGAUAUCGGCGAUGUUCAUUUCGCUCACGGGGAUUUUCAUCUGGGUAACAUCAUGGUUUCGAAUGUUCCGGGCGAGGUUGCAAUAAUCACUGGCAUUAUUGACUGGGAAGAGGCAGGAUGGUAUCCAUCAUAUUGGGAAUAUUGUAAGAUGAAGUUGGUAAUUGAUGAGGAACAUGAAGUCUUCACCGACGGAUAUAUUGACAGUAUCUUCCCACGGAGGUGCGAUAAUGAGAUGAUCGCCGUCGGGGGGUACUGGUCCUGCCGCGGAUACCCGUAA
This is a messenger RNA of Diaporthe batatas, 2718 nucleotides long. RefSeq lists its product as uncharacterized. The record is from RefSeq and is a predicted model, not a curated record. The transcript has 7 exons. The coding region runs from base 667 to 2718 and encodes 683 amino acids. Lineage: Eukaryota; Fungi; Ascomycota; Sordariomycetes; Diaporthales; Diaporthaceae.